Messenger RNA from Hevea brasiliensis (rubber tree), 846 nucleotides. Its product is annotated as superoxide dismutase [Cu-Zn]. Gene Ontology annotation, biological process: removal of superoxide radicals. The coding region runs from base 160 to 618 and encodes 152 amino acids. The record is from RefSeq and is a predicted model, not a curated record. NCBI's taxonomy places the organism in Eukaryota, Viridiplantae, Streptophyta, Magnoliopsida, Malpighiales, Euphorbiaceae. The transcript has 7 exons. Gene Ontology annotation, molecular function: superoxide dismutase activity; copper ion binding.
AACUUUUUUUUUCUUAUUUUAUUAAUCACAGUUCUGUAUAUUAUCCGUCAAAAAUCACCGCCUUCGCCUGACUCACAUACUCUCUACUCUCUGUCUCUCUCUUUCUCUCUACUUUCUCUGUCUAAACUCUAAAGGGGUGCUCUGAGAUCACGUAGAACAAUGGUGAAGGCCGUUGCUGUUCUUGGAAGUAGUGAGGGUGUUAGCGGGACAAUUUUCUUCUCCCAAGAAGGAGAUGGUCAGACCACUGUAACUGGAAACGUUUCUGGCCUGAAGCCUGGGCCUCAUGGAUUCCAUGUCCAUGCCCUUGGAGACACAACAAACGGUUGCAUGUCAACUGGGCCACAUUUUAACCCUGCUGGCAAAGAGCAUGGUGCCCCUGAGGACGAGAAUCGUCAUGCUGGUGAUCUGGGAAAUAUCAAUGUUGGUGAUGAUGGCACUGCUAGUUUCACAAUUGUUGACAAGCACAUUCCACUUUCUGGCCCGAAUUCCAUUAUUGGAAGGGCAGUUGUAGUUCAUUCGGAUACUGAUGAUCUUGGCAAGGGGGGACAUGAACUUAGCAAAACCACUGGAAAUGCUGGUGGCAGAGCAGCAUGCGGUAUUAUUGGUUUGCAAGGAUAGAAUGCUGCCCAUGAGAUCCAUAAUAAGACAAAAGGCAGCUGAUAUAUGCGCUAGCCGGACAACUCUAGUAGAAAGUUAGGAGGCCAGAACUCAUUUGAAUAAAAGAACAAAUCAUAAUGUACUUUUGGCUGGUUUGGCUUUGUUAUCUAAAAAUUGUGUAUGCUUUGUUUGGUCUCAUAAAGUGAAGCGAACUUUUUUGCACAAUAAGGGUUGCUCUUCGUUUGGAUA